Messenger RNA from Prorocentrum cordatum, 837 nucleotides. Lineage: Eukaryota; Dinophyceae; Prorocentrales; Prorocentraceae. The record is from the annotation of a GenBank genome assembly.
AUGAACGGGCGCGACCUCCCACUGGUGAAGCGCCUCGAGACGUUGGCAGCACAGGUGGAUGGCACCGACACGACGGCCGCCAUCGUCAAAAAGCUGAAGCAGGUGGUGGAGCAAAUCGCCUCUUCGACCGCCACCACCGACACGAAGGAGGAUGUCGAGGACAAGGACCCAGCCAAGCUCAAGCUGUGGCCCGCGCCGUGGGGCAAUACCGCCAUCGUGGCGGCCAAGCAGGUACAGUCCUACUACGCCGCGUACGAGGCGCCAGUCGUGGUUGUGGCUCAAUCUACAGCUGAAUAUGAAGAUGCCGAACGGGCUCGUCGCGCGAUCGGCCACCGACAGAAUGUUCUUACCGUCGCCAUCGAUGCCAAGGGGGACCAAGAUGUUCUCAUGGAAGGUGACAAGGACCAAGUCAAGGUCAAGGCCAAACUCAUCAGCGUGAGCAAGACGGCUCCAAAGAAGGCUACGCUCCCAAAAGGCAUGACCAACGACGCGCCGAUCGAGCCGUGGAUGACCCACAACGAAGUGGCGGGAGUGAUAUCCACGACUGAGAAGCAUGCCGAGAAGAUGCUGAAGUACAAGCCGAGUCGAGUCAGGGGUGCUGGUUGCUGCAAGAUACACAAGCUGGCGGUGUCUCUACUGCUAGAUGGCUUGCUCAAAGUAGAGAUAAAGCGGAGCAUGUGUAUCACCGGCGUGUGCUUGCUCUGCGAGGCGAUGGUCGCUUGGUCUGCCGCCCGCAAGGCAAUCCAAGCCUUGGAGUUGUUGGACGUACGCAGCUGCCUUUUGCGUUGUCGGGCGCGGUGCGGCGCUAUCUCAAGCACAGUCCACCGCAGUGGGUAG